Penicillium argentinense is the source of this 438-nucleotide messenger RNA. RefSeq lists its product as uncharacterized. The transcript has 3 exons. Lineage: Eukaryota; Fungi; Ascomycota; Eurotiomycetes; Eurotiales; Aspergillaceae. Gene Ontology annotation, biological process: mitotic actomyosin contractile ring assembly. Bases 1 to 438 code for a protein of 145 amino acids. The record is from RefSeq and is a predicted model, not a curated record. Gene Ontology annotation, cellular component: myosin II complex. Gene Ontology annotation, molecular function: calcium ion binding.
AUGGCUAACAAACACGAGGCCUCUACCGAUUACAAAGAAGCAUUCUCGCUCUUUGACCGCCGCGGCAAUGGUCGCGUCGCUCUUGAGCAGCUGGGCGAUCUGCUCCGCGCUUGCGGCCAGAAUCCCACUCUGCAGACCAUCUCAGACCUUCAGAGCCACAUGGGCGGCGACUUCGACUACGAUUCGUUCGUCAAGGUUCUCAACCGCCCCGACGGUUGGCGAGCACCCCAAGGCCCGGAGAUAUACACUCUUGGGUUCAAGACGUUUGACAAGGAAAAUACGGGCAAGAUCGGCUCUGGACAAUUGAAAUAUGUCCUGACCAACUUCGGCGAGAAGUUUACCGAAGCCGAGGUCGAUGAUCUCUUCAAGGUUAUUGAUGUCGACGAAAACGACGAGAUCGACUACAAUGACAUGGUCCUGAAGAUUCUGGAACAAUGA